Messenger RNA from Cladocopium goreaui, 1154 nucleotides. The record is from the annotation of a GenBank genome assembly. NCBI's taxonomy places the organism in Eukaryota, Dinophyceae, Suessiales, Symbiodiniaceae.
AGCUGUGAGCUGCUGUGGAUCCCCGUCCGUAGACACGGGGUUUUUAGUCGAUGGCGACCAAUCGAGAGUGGGUCUUCAAGAGCAGGCCGGGCCCAAAAGGCUUCGCGCCCAGCGACUUCGAGCUGCGCGCCUGCGAGGUGCCCAGCUGCGGGGAGAACCAGGUGAUUUUGGCCACCCACAUGAUGAGCAUGGACCCCACCAUGCGCAAUGCCAUGGCCGGGGAGGACGGUGCUGCGCGGACGCAGGGCUCCCAGUAUUGGGGCUUCAUGAAUUGGCCAGUGGGAUCCGUCCCCACGUGGCGCAUCUGCGGAGUGGUGCGAGAGUCCAAGGCACCGGGCUUUGAAAAAGGCGACCUCUGCCUGGCCAUGGUACCCUGGCGUGAGCUGAACGCUGUAGACGCGGAGAACCUGAGGAAGGUGCCGGAAGGGCUGACGCCAUCAGCCUGUUUUAGCUGCCUUGAGCUGACCGCCCAAACGGGCUAUUGCGGUGUGAAAUACGUGGCACGGCCCAAGGAGGGCGACGUGGCCUACGUCUCCGGCGCGGCGGGCGCCACGGGGCUCAUCGCGUGCCAUACCUUCAAACACCUGGGCUGCCGGGUCAUCGGGAGCGCUGGGAGUAAGGAGAAGGUGGAAAUGUUAAAGUCUCAGGGCUUUGAAGCCUUCAAUUACAAGGAAGAACCUGUCAUUGAGGGACUGAAGCGAUUGUGUCCAGAUGGAAUCAAUGUUUGUUUUGAUAAUGUGGGUGGCGAAACCUUGGAAGCCAUGCUGGACAUGCUGAACGACGGAGGUGUGGUCGCCGUGUGCGGCGCCAUCUCGGAGUACGACACGCGGCCGGCGCAGCGCCGGGGCGUGCGGAACCUCUUCCAGGCCGUGGCCAAGCGCCUGAGGAUCGAAGGUUUCUUGCUCUUCCAGUUCACACCGGAGGAACUCCAAGAUUGUCAAGACACGAUGACCUCCUGGUUGAAAAGUGGCAAAAUCUCGGAUUGCUCCACCUUUGUUGAUGGCUUUGAGAAUCUGCCGGAGGGAAUUUUGGGACUCUUCAAGGGCAGCAACAUUGGUAAGAUGCUGGUGCGCGUGCCCUUAGAGUCCACGGCCGGGUAUGGCAAGUGAUGGAUUAUUAGUGUUGAACGGCGGACCUGGCAAAGGAAUCUCCCC